Rotaria socialis is the source of this 369-nucleotide messenger RNA. The record is from the annotation of a GenBank genome assembly. NCBI's taxonomy places the organism in Eukaryota, Metazoa, Rotifera, Eurotatoria, Philodinida, Philodinidae.
AUGCCACUAUUAUCAUUUCGUGUCGAAGUUGCUGAUGUUUUACUCAAGUAUGCUCCACCUACGCCACCAGUUAAACGUGGUCGUCCAUCAUUAGAUUCCACAUUAAAUGAGAAUAAUUCAGCAACAAAACAACAAGAACUGUGCCAAGUUCGGUUCCACCAGCAAGUGUUCGAUUCGACAAAUUCGAGUGGACGUUCAGAUCUCGGACGAUCUUAUAAUGACAUGCCACCUUUACGAAAUCUUUUAAAACAAUCUCGAUACGUUCGAUCAGCAACAGCAUCUUCACCAUGUGGAGCACAUAUAUUGCGGGUAGCAGCACUUGCAUUGUCCCCUAAUUGGAACUCAUACAAAAUGCAGUGUCGGAUAUAA